AGCGGCUGGGAUGGCGAGCAGCGGAGGCGAGGCGGUGACGAGAGCAGCGGGUCCGCCAUUGGACGAGGAGGCCUGAGGGACGGGCCAGCGGUGCACAAGGAGAGACCGAGGCGGGUGGCCCCGAGAGAGCCAAGGCCAUGGAGGCCAACAUGUCGAAGCGGAAGGAGCCCGGCAGGUCUCUCCGCAUCAAAGUCAUCUCCAUGGGCAACGCCGAAGUGGGGAAAAGCUGUAUUAUAAAGCGAUACUGUGAGAAAAGAUUCGUGUCUAAAUACCUGGCAACAAUUGGAAUUGACUAUGGAGUUACAAAGGUACACGUCAGAGACAGAGAAAUCAAAGUUAACAUCUUUGAUAUGGCUGGACAUCCCUUCUUCUAUGAGGUUCGAAAUGAGUUUUAUAAGGACACACAGGGUGUGAUACUGGUCUAUGAUGUUGGGCAGAAAGACUCCUUUGACGCCCUUGAUGCGUGGCUGGCAGAAAUGAAGCAAGAGCUUGGACCUCAUGGAAACAUGGAAAAUAUUAUAUUUGUAGUUUGUGCCAACAAGAUUGAUUGUACCAAACACCGCUGUGUAGAUGAAAGUGAAGGACGUCUUUGGGCUGAAAGCAAAGGGUUCCUGUACUUUGAAACUUCAGCACAAACUGGAGAAGGCAUUAAUGAGAUGUUCCAGCCCAGCCUUUGGCCACAGACUCAUGAGAGACCCCCAUAUGGACUUGGUGCCCAGCUCUGCACAGCUCUCUUCUCUCCAAUGGCCUGCUUUGCAGAUUCUAGCCACCUCCUCAGCUCAAUGAGACUUGUGUCUGCUCAGACUCCAGCUCUCUGUGACGUGGUCAGGAAAUGGACUCCAAGUAGACAACCAGGUGAUUGUGGGGCUUAUCUCUCAGGGAAUGGUCUUGUACUUGCUGUUGUCUACUACCAACAGUUUUUUUUCCAGUUCAAUAGUAGUUGAUGGCAGGAGGUCUAGUCCAGUAUUCAUUACUCUGUCAUAGCUGGAACUCAGACGUGAAAUUUCAACAGGCUUUGGUCUCAAUCCUAGUAUUCUGUAGCCCACACCAUGGCUUGUCUUCUAUAACCAUGUGUGUGAUGAAUGAAUCCUUGUGCCUUCAGAAAUCUAUGAAUACUCAUAUUUCAGGCUAACUCAUAGGCUAGAAGACCAAUCUUACUGACACACAGCUAGCAAAUAUCCGUGAACUGUGAUCCCUUUUAUGUGACUUGUAUCUUUUUAGCUACAUCUUGGAUAGAACUAAUGGAUAAAUUAGUCUGUUAAAAAAAAAAAAAAAAGACAAGAAGAGAAUAAUUACAGUAUUCUAUAAGUAAGUACUUAAAAGCAGUGCUUUCCUGUUGGUUCAAUUUAAUAAAUAUUUUCUUUAUUUCCUAUCUACUUAAUAGACAUUUUAUGUCAGGAAGUAACUUGGUUUUAUCUGGUUGAUACUGUUAACAGAGAGAGCAAUAUUAAGAUAGACUAAAGCCAAGCUAAUACGUCUUGUGUCUUGGUCUCUAGUGGUAUUCCUUUGACACCCCUUUUCAGACGUCAAGGCUUCUUGUUAGGUUACCAGGUUGAUUGGCUAAUACUAGAGGUAAGAAAGAAGAGUCUGAAAGAAAGCUAAAAAUUUUAGAAGAUAACAAGAACUAUAGAAGAAUCCAAAAAAGAAGAGGAAAAGAUUUUUAAAGAAAUUAGUAGAGGAGAUAUGUCCAUUUAAAAGUAGCUGUAGUGUGGUAAAUGAGUAUUGUUCAGUAAUAAUUACAGUGUGCACAGAACAUGAAACAGGAGCAGAGUCAAAAAAGCUUUCACUUUAAAAAAAAAUCAGAAAAGUGUAGCCAGGUGCAGUGGUGCAUACCUGUAAUCCCAGCUGCUCA
This is a messenger RNA of Macaca mulatta (Rhesus monkey), 1852 nucleotides long. The record is from RefSeq and is a predicted model, not a curated record. NCBI's taxonomy places the organism in Eukaryota, Metazoa, Chordata, Mammalia, Primates, Cercopithecidae.